CCCCCUCCCUCCCUCCCGCCUCUUCCCCUCACGUAUAAAUAGGAGCCGGAGCGCAGCCUUGUUGUCACUCACACACUCAACCGAGAGCAGGAUGAGGUCCCUCAAGCACCUGAAGCAUCACAGCAGGAGGAGUGUGGAGGAGGCGAGCCGGCGCCUGGGUAGAUGUGAGCCCAAGGUGAUGGCCAGGCUGGUGGACGCAGGCACACAGACAGACCCCGUCGUAGUGCUGUCCUUGGCCCAGGCCGCCGUGCUAGGUCUCAUCUCCCAGAAUGAAGUGUUUGGCGCCACCAUCGCCCCCAACGGCUUCUACACCGGCGAGCCCAAGGAGUCCCCCGCGCCACCAGUAGACGGAGUGGACUACGAGUACGCCGACCAGCUGAUCGGAGCCAACGGAGACUACCUGGGGGACACCUUGGGAGAGGACGGCCACAUGCAGCCCAGCUGCAGCCAGCGCCGCUGGCAACAGGGGCACCCCCAGCACCCCGACAGCAAGAUGGUGGGCCCCGACCGCCACGGCGUCCCGGGCGACGGGCCCUCGUCGCACGUCAAGGGGGAGGGCGUGGCCUCGGCCAUGAACUCCUGCGUCCACAUGCUGAACAGCAUGGCGCCGCGCGGCGGGCUGGUGCAGGUGGACCCCGCCUCCCUGCGCUCCAGCAAGAGCUGCAGCGAGUGUGACCGGGACGCGCCCGGCCCGCCGCCGCAGCAGCAGGCCAACGCCCACGUGCACGGCCCCCCGCCGCAGGGGGGCCACAGAGGAGGUGCGGGAGGAGGAGGAGGAGGCGUCGGCGGUCCCGGGGGUCCCGGGGAGCAGGGCCACAGAGGAGUCGGCGGGCCGCGCGGCAUGGGGCCCCACGGGCGAGGAGGUGGAGGUGGUGGAGGCGGGGGGGUGGUGCGGGAGGUGGAGGAGGACUCCCCGGGCAACAGCAUGAUGAAGGCCAGCCAGCAGGACGAGGCCAUCAGCAGCUACUUCCAGACCAGCGAGGUGGGCAGCUACGACUCCGGGGACAUGGGCAUGGGGGGCGACUACGAGGACAGCGGCCAGGGGAUGAUGUGGGCGGACGGCGGGGGAGGGGCGGCCGAGGGGUGGGAGGAGGCGGCGGCGGCGGCGGCGGCGGGCCCGGAGGGGCGGCGCCGGCCACGACGGCGCCAGGCGCGGGGCCCCACGCACAGCACCAGCACCCGCCGCCCCCCCCGCCGCCACGGCGGCCGGCGCGUGGACCGCCUGGACAUCAACAUCCAGAUCGACGAGUCGUACUGCGUGGACGUGGGCGACGGCCUCAAGCGCUGGAAGUGCCGCAUGUGCGACAAGUCGUACACGUCCAAGUACAACCUGGUCACGCACAUCCUGGGCCACAACGGCAUCAAGCCGCACCCCUGCCCCCAGUGCGGCAAGCUCUUCAAGCAGCCCAGCCACCUGCAGACGCACCUGCUCACCCACCAGGGCACGCGGCCCCACAAGUGCACCGUGUGCAAGAAGGGCUUCACGCAGACCAGCCACCUGAAGCGCCACAUGCUGCAGCACACCGACGUCAAGCCCUACAGCUGCCGCUUCUGCCGCCGCGGCUUCGCCUACCCCAGCGAGCUGCGGGCCCACGAGGCCAAGCACGAGCGCGGCCGCUGCCACGUGUGCUCCCAGUGCGGCAUGGAGUUCCCCACGUACGCCCACCUCAAGCGCCACCAGACCAGCCACCAGGGCCCCCACACCUUCCAGUGCACCGAGUGCAACAAGUCGUUCGCCUACCGCAGCCAGCUGCAGAACCACCUGCUGAAGCACCAGAGCCCGCGGCCGUACACCUGCUCGCAGUGCGGCCUGGAGUUUGUGCAGCUCCACCACCUGCGGCAGCACUCGCUCACGCAUAAGGGGAUGAAGGGACACAAGUGUGACGUGUGCUCCCGUGAGUUCACGCUGUCCGCCAACCUGAAGCGCCACAUGCUGAUCCACAACAGCAUCCGACCCUUCCAGUGCCACGUCUGCUUCAAGAGCUUCAUCCAGAAGCAGACCCUUAAAACCCACAUGAUCGUACACCUGCCCGUCAAACCCUUCAAGUGCAAGGUGUGCGGUAAGUCUUUCAACCGAAUGUACAACCUGCUGGGCCACAUGCACCUCCACGCGGGCAGCAAGCCCUUUAAAUGCCCGUACUGCACCAGUAAGUUCAACCUGAAGGGCAACCUGAGUCGCCACAUGAAGGUCAAGCACGGCAUGGACGUCUCCCCCGAGGGACAAGAAGGUCUUCCCGAGAUGGAGGGCCAGUCCGAUUACGAAGGUCAAAACUUCAACUUCACGUCGCCCGACAAUAUGGACAACGGUGGCUCCCAAAACCUCACUAAACUCACAACAGCAAAUAUGGACGAUAUGGAGGAGUAUUACAACUUUGGGAAGGAUACCAGCAGCUACACUACACCAUGAAUGGUGACAAUAUAGAGAAACUCUUGGUUGUGUUUUUCUUUUUUUCUUCUUCCUAGGCAGAAAAAAGUACUAAAAUUGCUGUCUGGGUGCGUUGAAAGAAACUGGAGUGCUUUUAUUUUAUUUUUUUGCCAUUUUGGCACCAAGGAGCCAGAACAGUCGAACUCUGAAGCCAAGACGGUGAUGCACUUGGACUAAGACCUUGUUUUAACUUGAGCGCUCGUAGCAGCGUCUCAGAGACUGUCGACGCUGUCGGCCCCUUGAGCUCCUUCUUGGAACUACCGCUCUUUACUGACUCAACAAAAAAAAGAAAAAAACAUUUGAGCGGAAUCGCCAAAUCUCUAUGUUGUGUGUAUGUGUCAGUUAUUUAACAAACAAAAAAGAAAAAGAGAGCGCAGCCAUCGCGGUUUCAUUUGAUGUGCUAGAGUUUUGUUUACCAUUACAUAAUUCACAGGAGAGAAAAAAAAAAGUAAGCCCUUAUAUAUUUUUACUGAAAGUGCCAGAUGGAUACGUUUGCAACUGAACUUUCAUCGUGCCGGGUCUAUUUACUCACUGUAUAUCGAGCGUUUGAUACAUAGUCACAACAUAUUGAUAGGUUUCAAUAUACAUACUAAACAAUUCUAAUAGUGGGGACCUGUUCCUAGCCAAUCUUCGGUCAGAACAAAUUGGUAUUUAAAGUGUGUGUGUGUGUGUGUGUGUGUGUGUGUGUGUGUGUGUGUGUGUGUGUGUGUGUGUGUGUGUGUGAGUGAGAGAGAGAGUGUGUGUGAGAGAUACCUGAGCAAGAUGGGCCCCAGACCUAUUGGUCUGUGUGGGAUCUGUUGUUUGACUGACCCCUCAGUGGCCCCAUUGCUUUAACAACAAUAUGGGAUUAGAGACAGAGGUCUGGUAGGGAGGAAGAGGAGCACAGGAUAAAGGUGAAUACACAUCAAUUGUUUGAUCAACUCCUUAAGAGCAGAGGGAUGCAGACAGAUGUUUGGCAGGGAGCGGGAUCAAUCGGCAGGGGAAAGGUGUCAUCAACUAACUAACCGUAUGGGUUAGAGACAGGGCUCUGGCAGGGGGGGGGAUGAAAACAGAACGAGGCGAAACAAUAUCGAAAGUUUGAGCGAUUUCUCAGCAAAUGCUUGAAGAAUGCCUCUUCCCAGGUCUCUUGACCCUCGGUUAUGUGCUGUAUGAUGCCUUAGAAAGACGACAAGAACAAUACUGAAUGAUUUGUCCAUUUGUGUAUUUUAACCACCUCCGCAGUCUUGUCUUUUGUCAUGCCACUGUAGAACACUUGGGGCAGCAGUACCAGGCUUUCUGUGUGUGUGUGUGUGUGUGUGUGUGUGUGUGUGUGAGAGACACAUCUUGUGAGCGGAUUUCUCCCGAGAACACUUAAUUCCAAAGUUGCGACAUCAUCGCGUGGGCAAGCUGUGACUGAGCAACGGUUAAGCCCUCUGACUGUACAUACGAUUCUGCAGUGUUUAGUGUGUUAAUCCACCAUUUUCUUUUUCUCAUUCACAACAUUUGCAUUACAUGACUCACCUGUAGUGGACAUACUUGUUUUUAGAACUGAAUAGUUAUCCAGUGAACAGUACAAUGCACUUUUCAUGAAAGGUUUCAGUUUUCUCUGAAGGCUGUCUUAAAUUAGUAAGAAACAAAAAAAAAAGAGAGAAAGAGAAAUGAAAACCGUAUCUGCCUCAAGGAGUCGAGGACAAGAGACACAACAGUCUAAAAGCUUCCAGGCAACCAUGACGGCAAUAUUAUUUAACAGAAACAGAUAUGCCUUUUGUGUUUUGUUUGUUACGUAUACUGCAGUUUCAUUGACAUGGAAAUUAGAUGGUUGUCAAUUCAAAUUAGGAAUCGCAGAGAAAAAAGGUAUUUUGAGCGGAGAAUCAGCUGUAGGUUUAUUGUUACUUGUAGUUUCAGUUAAAUUCAGUGCUGCCUUCACGUCACUUUCACUUGAAUCAAUUCGGUAUUUUCUUUUGCCAACGAACAGGGCAGGAACAAACAUGAUUGGGGGGGUUUAUAUAGGCAUACAUUGGUGUGAGGAUGUAACCUCGUCCCCGGCGUUCUCAUCUCCGUGGUGAUGUCGUCUACACAAAGUAGUGUAGACUGGUUUUUGGACGGUUCCUGCCACCUGUUUAUUGAACUGAUUGAAUUGAAAGCCAAUAGAUGGCGCUGGUGCUGUGGUUCAUAGUUAUUGUUUUGGGGGAAGUGGGCGCCCCCCUGACCUGCCAUGCAGGUCAGCCUUGGUAUGCACACUAAAGACCAACGCUGAGACGCUCUGCUGGUUCAUUUUCAUUAUGGAAUGAGAAAUAUCAAACUGAGGCCUCAUGGACAACCAUGGUUUAUGUAAUAAAGGUUCUCUAGUUUAAAUGACGAGGGCUUGUGUUUCUUUUUCGGCAAACUAACACUGCGGGCUGCAUGAGGCAACAGGGUGGACAUCAUACAUGCAACACAAACAUUAUCAACAGUCAAAGCAUUUGAUGGGAGCAAAUGUUUACAAAUACAUAGCUUUCAUUGGGUGAUUUACUAUUAUACUAUUUAAUGUUUUAGUUAUACUCAAAGCUAGGCUAGGAAAUUGUCUGCAUUUUCAUCCAUAUUUGGAUUAGUGUCAAAAAUCAUCCAAGACGUUAACAAUAAAGACUAGUGAAUAUC
Gadus morhua (Atlantic cod) is the source of this 5041-nucleotide messenger RNA. RefSeq names its product zinc finger protein 710b (gene znf710b). NCBI's taxonomy places the organism in Eukaryota, Metazoa, Chordata, Actinopteri, Gadiformes, Gadidae. Gene Ontology annotation, cellular component: nucleus. The record is from RefSeq and is a predicted model, not a curated record. Gene Ontology annotation, biological process: regulation of gene expression.